Mizuhopecten yessoensis (Yesso scallop) is the source of this 1070-nucleotide messenger RNA. RefSeq lists its product as uncharacterized. The coding region runs from base 100 to 600 and encodes 166 amino acids. The record is from RefSeq and is a predicted model, not a curated record. NCBI's taxonomy places the organism in Eukaryota, Metazoa, Mollusca, Bivalvia, Pectinida, Pectinidae. The transcript is spliced from 6 exons.
UCACAACCAGAUCGUGUUAGUGUCUAUAUUGUCGGGCUUUCCGACCACAUUGUCUGAAGUGUCGUCAGAGCAUCAGAACAUAUUGUAAUUAGAUUCAGCAUGGAUACAACUGUAGUAGAUGAUAAAUGGAAGGAAACACGCGAGUUUUUGGGGAAUGUAACGAGGUCUUUUGAGAUAACAUUAGACAGUGCUGAAUAUCUACAGAGAACCGGACGAGAGUAUGUUAGGCGAUACAGCCGUGUAAUUAAAUGCAGUGAACCGCCUGCACCGACUGGGACCCUCUCCAGUGAAUUCCGGGAAACGAAACAGAAGAGUGAUACCAGAUCUGACGAGUGGAGGAAACUACUCUUUCAGAAAAGUUAUCCUGUUGAGUUUGAAAAUGAGUCCCACUGGUACAAAGUGUUACAGCGUCAUCGGCCGUGCCGUUCCCUGUAUGAUGGACUCGGGAUGUUCACACCUGCACAUGUCGUAAAGGUGGAUGCAUGCGUCCAAACAGACUUCACUUUCGUCAGAAAAUGUUUCUUGCUGGGCAUGGAGUCAUUCGAAAAGGAGGAAAAGACGAGCGGAAUAUGGACAAUGUGCUGCUGUGGGCGACAGUAGAAAGUUCCACACCAGAUGUGAGAAAACAUCUGCAUCGCAAGAAACUAACUCAGAUAUUAUUUUUAGUUUUUUUACAGACAUAGACUUGUAGCAAGUAUUAUUUGUUCAUACAUGUAUGAGAAAUAAUCGUUUAAAUCAAAUGUUUUGAUAAUAGGUUUAUAGAGGUUAUACGCAUAUAUAAACUAUGCCGAAUGAAAUCGUCAAUAUUGAAAAAGUGGUAGAUUACAAGUAUAGAAAUGAUUACUCUAGCAUAAUUGUAUAAUGAAAGAGAUAAAUUAAAACAUUAGCAGGAAAUAACCUAAUAUCUAAAUAGAUUCACACGGAGUAGAAACACAUAAACACGGAUAACAAAGUGUAAAUUAAAAUAGCAGAAGGACAAAAAAAGUGUAUAACAUGGAAUAGUAUAUAGACACAAAUUCGACUUUUCUUCUGACAAUAGAGGUACCAUAUAAUAGACGUGUUCACGGGAU